Messenger RNA from Monopterus albus (swamp eel), 1171 nucleotides. Its product is annotated as neurexophilin-1-like. Lineage: Eukaryota; Metazoa; Chordata; Actinopteri; Synbranchiformes; Synbranchidae. Bases 110 to 931 code for a protein of 273 amino acids. The record is from RefSeq and is a predicted model, not a curated record. Gene Ontology annotation, molecular function: signaling receptor binding. The transcript is spliced from 2 exons.
GCAGCAGGACACACACAUGGUUUUCCUCUGGUUUAACUGAGUAUUUAGCUCCGUGUCUUUAAUGUGGAUCUGGACUUCUAAAGCUUAACUCACCCUGGAUGAACUUCAGAUGAGAGUGGAUGGAUCUUCUGAUAGGAAGUUGUGCACUAUGGCGAUGUUUACCACUCACUGCUUUGUAUGGAUACUUCUGAAAGCAACCUUUUGUUUGUGGGUUCUUGGACAACAUCAUAUCAACUUCACCAUCAACAAGAGAGCAUCACCUGAACUCAACAGAGAGAAGGAGCCUUCUUCACAGGAGGGCCGGGUACUUCAAACUAGGAUUUUGGCUCAGAACACCCAACAACCUCUUUCAAAGCAGAGACUUUGGGAAAUACUUGGAGAAAACUCCCAAUCACAAUCAAAUUCAUCCUUAAAGAUAAAGCUUCAACCUAUGAUGAAAGCUCAUGGAACUUCUAAGUUCUCCAGGACACUGACUUUAGGGGACUUUUAUUCAAACAUCAAGACAGUUAAACUGAACUGGCUGAUAAUGGGAAAGAUCGUGGAUCACGGGAAUGGCUCUCUCGGAGUCUACUUCCGCCACAGCUCCACCGGUGUGGGUAAUGUGUCCAUCAGUCUCGUCCCACUGAUGAAAGAGGUAGAGUUCGACCUGGUGCGCCAAAGUGUCGUCAACCCCAAAGACUCUAAGACGUUCAACUGCCGGGUGGACUACGAGAAAACUGAACGGAACAAAAAGGUGAUGCUGUGUAACUACGACCCAUCCAAGAUGUGUGCUCAGGAGCAGACUCAGAGCCACAUCACCUGGAUGUGCUUCAAACCCUUCCAGGUGAUCUGUAUCUAUGUGUCUUUCUACAGUACAGACUACAGGCUGGUUCAGAAAGUCUGUCCAGACUACAGCUACCAGAAACCCAGAGCGUACCUGCCCACAGAUUAACUGGAAGACAAACCAAGGAUACUGGAGAGUAAUAUUUACAUAUAGGAGCUCUGAGCCAAACAGUUUGGAGGUUGAUAGUUGUUUAAGGGAAAGUGCUCAAGAAAAUGUAUUUUCAAGUCUUAGAAUUUACAAUAUACUGCAAAUUAUGUUUUUAGUGCAAUAAUCUUGCUUGUAGACUGCAAGAGUUGUAUUGGCUUGUUUUUAUGAAAUACAUAUAAUUAACAACUAAGGGUUGUUUUG